Molecule: messenger RNA, 1241 nt
Organism: Pyricularia oryzae 70-15
Lineage: Eukaryota; Fungi; Ascomycota; Sordariomycetes; Magnaporthales; Pyriculariaceae
Exons: 1
Coding region: 1-1155 (384 amino acids)
Source: RefSeq, a predicted model, not a curated record
AUGGGGGCCAAUGCCAGCAAGAGCACAACCUUCAAGACGGCAGCAUUGCCCAAAGAUGUCAGCCAGAACAACAAGCGCAAGGCUUCGGGCAAGAACCCGCUCUGCUCGGGCUGCCGCCGCGCGCGGCAGCAACCUGACUGGCAAGACCGGUUGCUGAGCGCCAUGGCGUGGCUAUACUGCAGCCGCUGCAAGAUGGAGCACCGGGCCUGGCUCUUCUCGGCCGACCAGCGGCGGCGGCCCUGCCGCAAGCGCAUCUGCAUCGGCCACGAGGGCCGCCUCCGCAUAUGCGCCCACAAAGCCGUCUCCUGGGCCAUGCUGCGCAGCAUCGCCGAGGCCGACGGCUGGGACGGCGUCACGGCUGCCGACAUGGGCCUGCCGCAGCUCGUGGCAGGUUGUGGGAGGGAGUGCGUCGCCGCGGCUGGGUUGAGCGCGGCUGCGAGGGCGGGAGCUGGUGCGGAUCCCCGCCUCACAAUGGCCGUCACCCCGGCCGGCGGCUGGUUGUUGAGGGUGGGCUGGUCGGUGUACGUUGGUGGAGAGGAUGGCGGCCGCACACUACCGGCGGCCGAUCAGCUCGUCGAGAGGCUCGCCGAGCUGCGGGCUGCAGUAGGCAUGUACAUCUUCCGCGGCAACUCGGCGGUGGAUUUCCCCGAGAUCGGGACGCUCGACCCGGCGGGGUGCCAGUGUCUGCUGGUCCACGAGGACUCGUGCAAGACGACCGGGGUCGGGAUGGGGAGUGCACGGCGUGCCGGGACGUGUCUGACGAGGGAGGGAAACUCGCCGCCAAACGACCAUGAGGAGGCACUGCUGUGCCGGAGGGACACGGUGCGGAUGGCGCACGCCGUCUACGGGAGGAGGCAGUGGACGCCCAAGAACACGGCCGAGUACGUCUUCACUCUGUCGAGGUAUGAGACGGACAACACGUACACGGCCAGCUGGGCGCGCUAUAUCCACCUUCCAGCCCAGUCUGUCGCGUCCAUGACGGGGUGUCCGCUGAGCUGGUGCCUGGCGCUCGACCCGGACUCGUAUCGACUGACCAAGGAUACUGAAGGGUUGAAUGUGUAUUGGUGUCGGGAAGAAGGAUGCAUGAACCAUUAUCAAUACAGAGGGCCUCCCGAGGUGGACAGUUCUCAGAGCAGGCCUUCACCAUGCGCUUAGCUGUGCGACGAGAUCAGAUCCCAGUUUUGGCUUUGGAAAUACCCGAUGAUUGUACAUGAAUAUUCGCGAUAGCAGGCUGUUUGAAC